AAGUUGGUUAAACUAUGAAUAAUUUUUUCACUUCUUUCUCCCUUAAUGGUGUCUCUUAAAUCUCACAUCAGAUUAGAAAGACUGAACAAAGCUUGUUAAACCCCACCCCCAUUUUUCAUCCUAUUUCUAUUUUUCCCCUAGAACAUAUUUGUUAUCUAUCAAUUUAGUCCCUUAUUCUCUUUUAAUCCUAACCCUUGAUCUAGAAAGGCUAUUGAUCUUAAACUGCCAUGUGGCAGCUCUCAGAUCCCUCUUUCCUUUCAUCUCUGCCCGAAACUCAUCUCAGAAUCUCAAUGCUCUCUUUCUUUCGGUUUCUUCUCUCUCUCUCUCUCACACUCUCUAAGCUCCGAGAGCUUCUCUCUAGCUUUCACCUCACUUCCCUCACAAAUCAAACCCAAAAAACCAUAUAUUUGGGAUCCUUGAGACUUAACGAACUCAACGAUACCCUUGCAUGCGCCAUCUUAGCACCGUGGGUUUUUCUGCCAUUGAAGCCGAGAGCUUCAAAGCUCUAAAACUCGAACCCAGCUCCGACGACGAACUCCGACGAGUUCGAGGUCCAUCUCUUCCCAAAACCUGCUGCAGUGCGUCCAGGGACACUUAUCGCAACGUUUCUGUCUUCACUAGUGGCGCAGCUUUUGAUGGAGUAUCUGUCUUAGAAACGAGGCAUAGAAUCCCGGCAUUAAGGUACUUCCGCAGCGGCAUCUUCGAGUCCUCUCGGGCUUUUGUAUCAAUUAAUGGCUUUCGUCACCCUCGGGUGUCGGCCAGCACGUGUCUACCCUGAUAUUCGGGGAAAUAUCGGGGUCGGGGCGUGUCAAAGCUGGCCGAAUUGUUUAUUGGGAAUUGUUAUCAGCGCGCUAAAAUACUGAAUGCAAGGGAAUGUAUUUUUAUCGGGUAGAACUAAAAGCAGGAUAGGUAAGGAUAAAUAUAUGCAGAUGAAUGUCGAGCGCUCAUUUGUCGGA
Molecule: messenger RNA, 956 nt
Organism: Malus domestica (apple)
Lineage: Eukaryota; Viridiplantae; Streptophyta; Magnoliopsida; Rosales; Rosaceae
Source: RefSeq, a predicted model, not a curated record